Messenger RNA from Salvia miltiorrhiza (redroot sage), 1725 nucleotides. RefSeq names its product probable polygalacturonase. The record is from RefSeq and is a predicted model, not a curated record. Gene Ontology annotation, biological process: carbohydrate metabolic process. Lineage: Eukaryota; Viridiplantae; Streptophyta; Magnoliopsida; Lamiales; Lamiaceae. Bases 214 to 1620 code for a protein of 468 amino acids. The transcript is spliced from 4 exons. Gene Ontology annotation, molecular function: polygalacturonase activity.
AAAGAAAUGGACGUGCAAAAUCUGAUUAAUUUUACUUUCCACUUAUAACGAAGAGAAACAAAGAUAAUUCCUCCAUUCACCAAAAUGUGGUCUUUUAUUAUUUUAAUUCAUCCAUAAUAGCAGCUAUUUGAGGCUUAACAGGAGGAGAUAAGACAUCAGAAGGAGGAGAUAAGAUAGAAAGACGAGCAUUACUGACAGAAAAUUUCAUCGGUUAUGGAGAAAGUGUUGGGCUGCAUUCUACUAGGAAUGCUGUUUCUGAAUACAGCAGAAUCCGGAAAUGACAAUUCUGUGAAAGAGCAAAUCCCAUAUUCGGCAAUAAACUGUCGCAAACACAGUGCAUAUUUGACAGAUUUCGGAGGCAAAGGAGAUGGAAAAACUUUAAACACAGCAGCAUUUAAGGCAGCCAUUGCUAACCUGAGCAAGCUUGCAUCCGACGGUGGGGCGUUGCUCGUCGUUCCCCCCGGGAAAUGGCUGACCGGCUCCUUCAAUCUAGCUAGCCAUUUCACUUUAUAUAUACACCAAAAGGCUGUUAUCCUUGCAUCGCAGGAAGAGUCGGAUUUUCCUCUGAUCGAUCCGUUGCCGUCGUAUGGACAAGGAAGAGAGGCUCAGGGCAAAAGGUUUUCCAGUCUCAUUGUUGGCACCAAUCUUACCGAUGUUGUAAUAACAGGAGGGAAUGGAACAAUCGACGGACAGGGCGCAAUCUGGUGGCAAAAAUUCAAAGCUAAAAAGCUGAAAAACACAAGGCCUUACUUGAUUGAAAUCUUGCAUUCGGAGCAAGUCCAGAUUUCCGAUCUCACCUUGACCAACUCCCCUUCGUGGCAUGUCCACCCCACUUACUGCACCAACGUCACCAUCGAGAGACUAACAAUCCUCGCCCCCAUUGAUGUCCCAAACACCGACGGCAUCAACCCCGAUUCAUGCACCGACACGCGCAUACUCGACUCCUACGUGGUCUCCGGCGACGACUGCAUCGCCGUGAAAAGCGGGUGGGAUCAAUACGGCAUCAAAUACGGCAUGCCGACGCAGCGCCUCAGCAUCAAGCGAUUCACGUGCAUCUCCCCCGACAGCGCCGUCAUCGCCCUCGGCAGCGAGAUGUCCGGCGGCAUCCGCGACGUCCGAGCCGACGAGAUCUACGCCCUCAACUCGCAGUCCGGGGUGAGGAUCAAGACGGGGAUCGGGAGGGGAGGCUACGUCAAGGACAUCUACGUCAGGAACAUGAACAUGAACACCAUGAAGUACGUCUUCUGGAUGAACGGCGACUACGGGUCCCACCCCGACCCCGGCUACGACCCCAAGGCGCUGCCGGAGAUCACCAACAUCAAUUACAGAGACAUGGUUGCCAAGAAUGUGUCCAUCGUUGGAGCUCUCGCUGGGAUCAAGGGUGAUCCUUUCACUAAUAUCUGUAUCUCCAAUGUGACGGUGGAGUUGGCGGCGAAGAAGAUGGGGGAGGAGAAGGCGAAGAAGCUGCCGUGGAACUGCACCGAUGUUGGAGGCGUGACGAGCAGAGUGACGCCUAAGGCUUGUGAUCUGUUGCCGGAGAAACAAGUGGACUGCGCCUACCCUACUGAUACGCUGCCUAUUGAUCUCCUUCAGUUGCGCAAAUGUUUUGUUGAUGUUUAAAUUGUUGUCGUUCAUCAUUUUCAUCUUUAUUUCAUGUAGCUGAAAUAUAAAGUGUAUUCAAUCAUCCUAUGUCAGAAUUGAAAUAAUAGGGAAUUUUACAAUUUA